Messenger RNA from Sphenostylis stenocarpa, 336 nucleotides. The record is from the annotation of a GenBank genome assembly. Lineage: Eukaryota; Viridiplantae; Streptophyta; Magnoliopsida; Fabales; Fabaceae.
AUGAAGGAACAGGAAGGAGUAGGUUCCAUGGACUAUUUAAUGAGUCAGGCCAUGUUCGGCACCUUCUUUUUCUCAGAUUAUAUUCCUUUCUUUGGUUGGAUCGAUAAACUCACGGGGCUACACGCACGUCUUGAACAGAAUUUCAAGGACUUGGAUCAGUUCUACCAAGAAGUAAUUGAUGAACACAUGGAUCCUAACAGAAAAACUCCAGAGAAGGAGGGUAUAGUAGAUGUCUUACUUCAACUGAAGAAACAACGCAAGUUGUCCAUGGAUCUCACAAAUGAUCACAUCAAAGCUGUUCUCAUGGACAUGCUUGUAGCAGCAACUGGGCUAUGA